AUGCGUCUCCAGACACUCGUACCCCCUCUGCCCCAGGAUCUAGUUGACGCUUUGGAAAAUGUGGGGAUCAAGACGGACAUGGAUCUUCUUUUUUCUGGCAGUGCACUCCAAAUUUUCAAGAUAUUGCCUCCCGGAUCUGUUAGUCCCCAUGAGUUCUCCGAGUUAGUCUCGCAUGUUGCUGCCCGAAUAUCAGCUCCUGCGAUCCGUGGAGAUGCACUUCUUACCCUGGAAGAGAAAAGGUUCGAAGCUCACUUUCACGGAGACGGUAUGUCCAGCGGUGUCUUAUCUUUGGAUGAACUCGUUGGCGGAUUCGGUGGAUCUCGAAUCAUUGAAAUUGCUGGAGACAAGGCAGCCGGAAAGACGGCGUUAGCUCUUCAAGUGGUGCUAAGGCAUCUCUCAAACGUUGUUCCCAUCCUACUAGAGCACUGUGCCGGAAAUGCUGUCUCCACAGUUCUGGAUAGACUGCAGGUCGCACUCACCUUUGACAUCGAAGCAGCAGAGGACGUCUUGGAAACUCUGCGAUCGUCUCUUUCAGACCGUGAUGCUUCCCCUGUCAUGCGCUGCGUAGUCAUUGACUCCAUAUCGUCACUUCUCAGCCCCUUGUUGAGUGCGACCUCUUCCCAAGGUCAUGCCAUUAUGACCACCUUCAUGCGGCAACUGCGCGCCCUUGCGGACGCGUUCUCGCUUACCAUCCUCGUGAUUAACACAUCUUCCGGGUCAUCUCCCUGGAAUCCGGACUCGGCAUUCUUAUCCACAACUCGAAAACCGGCUUUGGGACCUUCCUUCACAUUUCUCACUGAGACUACUCUCUGGCUGGCCAAGUGCGAAUCAGAAGGCGAUGAUCCGGAGCAAGAAUGUACCACACAUGUUGCAGAAGUUUUCAGGUCAAGGACAAAGCGUUCGAAAACAUGGUGCUCGUUCAAAAUUCGCCGUGGCGUCUUGUUGAGCGAUGAGUGA
Messenger RNA from Sparassis crispa, 957 nucleotides. Its product is annotated as P-loop containing nucleoside triphosphate hydrolase protein. Gene Ontology annotation, cellular component: replication fork; centrosome; Rad51B-Rad51C-Rad51D-XRCC2 complex. The record is from RefSeq and is a predicted model, not a curated record. Gene Ontology annotation, molecular function: single-stranded DNA binding; four-way junction DNA binding; ATP-dependent activity, acting on DNA. The transcript is spliced from 8 exons. The coding region runs from base 1 to 957 and encodes 318 amino acids. NCBI's taxonomy places the organism in Eukaryota, Fungi, Basidiomycota, Agaricomycetes, Polyporales, Sparassidaceae. Gene Ontology annotation, biological process: DNA strand invasion; double-strand break repair via homologous recombination; reciprocal meiotic recombination.